AUGGUUAAGUGUGAUUUCCAACAACAAUUGGGGCAACCAAAGUUUCAAAGGUUGUAUGUUUGUUUAGGAGCUGCUAAGGAAGGCUUCAAAGCUGGGAUAUUGUUCAAAGCAAAAAGCCUGAGAGACAAGUUUUGGGAAACAUCAUAUGCAACCACUGUCCCCCACUUUACAAGGGUGAUGGAAGACUUGAAAAAACUGUCCAAUGAUGCAUAUGAAUGGCUAACCACUCUAGAUAAACCUCCAAGGCAUUGGUCCAAGUCACACUUCAACACUCAUUUGAAGGAUAGACCAAUUCUGUCAAUGUUUGAGUUUAUUAGAUGUAAGCUGAUGAGGAGAAUACAAGGAAGAAGGGAAAAAAUGCUGAAAUGGAAUAGGCCUAUUUGCCCAAGAAUAUUUAAGAAGGUGGAGGGAAAUAAAGCCAAGGCAGGUGCUUGCGUGGCAAUGUGGUCAGGUGGAGGUAAAUUCCAAGUGUCAGCUGGUGGCCAUGCACAAUAUAUUGUGGACUUAGAAUUGAGGACUUGUUCUCGUAGAGCUUGGGAUUUGCAGAAAUGGCAUUGUGUUCAUGCUAUUGCAGCCAUAAAUUAUAAAGGGGGUCUUAAUGUCAUAGAUUUUGUAGAUGACUACUAUUUGACAACAACUUACUUGAAGACAUAUGAUAAUCUCAUACUGCCUAUGAAUGGGAUGGAUAUAAACGAAGAAGAGGGAGAGCAUAAGGGCAAAAUGAAGAUGAGAGUGUCAAGCAACCAAGCUGAAAUUGCAUUGUCUAGCGUUCCCAACACACAUGACUCUAUCAAAUGUAGGGGUACUGAAAAUACCCAGACCAUUAUUGAUUCAUCUUAUGCAUCCACUCUAGUUGGUGGUCCAAGCACCCUAAAGAAAAGAUGCAAGCCUCCAAGGCGUGUGCAAAAAGGGAAGCCUCUGCCAAAACCAAGUAAGAAAGGACAUGCCACUUCUAAAGCACAACCAACCUCAACUUCAUGUCCUUAUGCAUCAACUUAUGUUUCAACUGUUGGAUCAAAUGUUGUAGAAGCUGAUUGA
Prunus armeniaca (apricot) is the source of this 1038-nucleotide messenger RNA. NCBI's taxonomy places the organism in Eukaryota, Viridiplantae, Streptophyta, Magnoliopsida, Rosales, Rosaceae. The record is from the annotation of a GenBank genome assembly.